UCCCGACAAAAAUCUGAGAAUAAAAUAUCACGGGAUGAUAUUUAGUUUCUUGUAUUAAUUUGUGUUGCCCCGGCAAAGUUCGCAGAAAAUUAAAGCUAACGUUUUAGCCAAAUUAAAACGCCGCCCCAUUCAGCAAUCGAAAUAUUUAACAAUCAAAAUAGUUUAAUAGUAAAAAAAAUGCAUCAGUGACUGGGAAGUUUCGGCGAAAUAGCAGAGGAAGGAAGAGAGACGGCAAACGUUAAAGGGCGUGCAAGGCAAAAGUAACUGUUCCUUUGACGGCGUGUGUGCGAGUGUGUGUAAAAAUGUGCUUGGCGGACGACAAAAGAAACGGGAAGCGAUUGCGGGUGUGGAAUUAAAAUUAAAUUCACACGAAUUUAUGCGCGAGGCGCGUGUUUUUGCGAAUCCUUGGCCUUUAGAAAUUUACAUCGUUGACGAGGCGGAAUAAUGAAUCGAUGACUAUUUGCUGCUGAUACGGCCACAUCUGCCAGCUGUCUUGGUUGUCCCCCCUAUCACUCACACACUCGCGUUAUCCUGUGGAGCCCAAAGAACAAUAACAACAAAAACCAGACUCCUUGCCCGAGGCUUAGCUUGUCAGUCUAACUCCAACCACAGCCAACUCGAACUCCAACUCAAACCGCAGACAACUGCAACCAAAAAAGACUGCGCAGGAGAGAGAGAGAAAGAGAGUGCGCGAAAGGACUCUCCACCGGCUGUGGAAGAGGAAAAGAGAAGAAAAGGACGAGAGGCGGAAGUGGUGACAUCUGUUUUGCCGCUUUGUCAGUGUGCGGAUGCUCCUGCCAAAGGCGAACGAACACGAACGAGCACGAACGAGCAAGGAGCACAACGUGAACAAGUGUGGAAAUUGGAAUUUUUAUUCAAAACAAUGCCCCUGCUGCAACAGUACGACACCCCUGAUUGCACUGGUUCUGGUGGCAACAUGCGAGCCCUAAGCGGAGGCUCCACCGCGGAGCUUUUGCAGAAACACUCGAUCACUUCCUACCUGGAGCACCACCAGCAGCAGCAACAGCAGCAUCAGCUGCAACACAAUCUGCUGGACAGAUGCAACGACGAUGGAUUAAUAUCCUUCAUCAAUGAUCCAAUCACACUGAACGAUCUACUCGGCCUGUGCGGCUGUGGUGGGAAUGGGGUGGUCGGUAUUGGCCAGAGCCCCUCGACAUCGUCCACGGCGUUGGUCGGAGAAGUAAGCGGAGGAGGUGGACGAGCUCUAGCUGGUGCAACAACGGGAACGGGAGUAGGAGGAGCAGGAGGAUCGGGACCGGGACUGGGAUCGGGCCAAGCAGGAGUUGUGGGACAAAGCAGCGCCACGGGCAACAGCCCGGCGGGCAACCCAUCCGCCAGCUUCGGUAGCAACGGCAGCAGCAGCGACGUCAACAAUCUGCUGCUCGCCAGUGCGGCAGCCGCUGCUGCUGCCGCUGCCGCCGCGGCUGCCGGCGAUGGCGUUCAACUGUCCGCCAAUGCGGCCGUCUACGCUCCACUGACGCCCAGCUCCACUCAGUCCUCGGCCUCGCCGGGCACCAAGUCCAGUUUUGACUACUUCCAGUUUGAAAAUGUUGCACAAAGUAACCCACUUAAGGCUUUCCAAAGAACAAACAUCAGCUUCGAUUGCUCUGCACCCUUAUCGCCAAGUACGCCUACAUCUAUUUACAAUCGCUCCUUUCACAGUUCACCUUUAGUCAGCGACAGCAGCAACUCAUCGAGCGGCAACGGCCUAUCCUUGGACUCCAUCAACAUGCUCUACCACCAACAACAACAGCAGCCACAGCCACAGCCGGGUUACACUAACCUGUGUAACUCCACUGGCAGCGGAUUAGGACUGAGUCUGGCAAACGCCUCCACGCGCUCCAACUCACCGGAAAGCCAAAACAGCGGCCAGUCGAUAAACGAGCCCAACCUUUUGGAUAUGAUUAAUCUUCUGUCUGUGAAUUGCAACAAACUACCAUCAAUGCAGCAGCAGCAACAGCAACAGCAUCACCAUCAGCAGCAGCAGCAGCAACAGCAACACCAGCUCCAGCAGCAAUACGCCUAUCUGAACAGGAACUAUGAACAGCAGAUGGUCACUAACGGAGGUGGCCAACAGCACUGUUUCGAGCAGAACGGCGUGGGCGUGGGAGCUACCAGCGGAGGAAGCGAGAACUGUCUUAACCACUACACAUUGGAAAACCUCGCCAACGUGGACAUGGAGCUGGCCAAACUGCAGAAUUUGCAGCGUAUCAACACGCUGAAACUGCUGCAGACCCACACGCAGCAGAUGCCGCUGAUCAACCAGCUGCUCCAGAGUUAUGCCGGCAGCACCAUGGGCAGUGUCGCGGGAAGCAAUCUCAAUACCCUGAUGAGCAUGGGAGGAUCCGCCAACGGCGGUGUGGGCAUGCCAGAAAUGACUGCAGGCGGUGGCGGCAGCGGAACUACCAACGAUGGCCACCUAGACCGCGUGGCGAAGUUUUACAGGAGUUCGGCGGCCCUGUGCGAUGCUACCUGCACUUGGAGUGGACAGCUGCCGCCACGCUCUCACCGCAUGCUCAACUAUUCUCCCAAGGUCUUCCUCGGCGGUAUUCCCUGGGACAUCAGUGAGCAGUCGCUCAUCCAUAUCUUCAAGCCGUUUGGAUCUAUCAAAGUGGAGUGGCCCGGCAAGGAGCAGCAGGCUGCACAGCCCAAGGGCUAUGUGUACAUCAUAUUCGAAUCUGACAAACAGGUUAGGGCCUUGCUGUCGGCUUGUGUGCUUCAUGUAGAUGACUCUCAGAGCGGGAGCAACUAUUUCUUUAAAAUCUCUUCGCGUCGCAUCAAGUCCAAGGAUGUCGAGGUUAUUCCGUGGAUAAUAGCCGACUCCAACUUUGUGCGCUCUAGCUCCCAGAAACUAGACCCAACAAAGACUGUAUUUGUGGGAGCUCUGCACGGAAAACUGACUGCUGAGGGCUUAGGAAAAAUCAUGGAUGAUCUUUUCGACGGCGUGCUUUACGCCGGUAUCGAUACGGACAAGUACAAGUACCCAAUCGGAUCGGGUCGUGUAACCUUUAGCAACUUUCGAUCCUACAUGAAAGCUGUGUCGGCCGCCUUUAUUGAAAUUCGGACCACAAAGUUCACCAAGAAGGUGCAGGUGGAUCCUUACCUGGAGGACGCCUUGUGCUCAAUAUGCGGAGUGCAACACGGUCCAUACUACUGCCGAGAGUUGUCAUGCUUCCGAUACUUUUGCCGCAGCUGCUGGCAGUGGCAGCACAGCUGCGACAUUGUCAAGAAUCACAAGCCAUUGACGCGCAACUCGAAGUCGCAGAGCUUAGUUGGUAUCGGACCAUCCUCGUCGACCGUUUCGAUGGCCUCGUCCCGUCACAGCAUUAACGGCGACAACAAAAUGGGGCACACCCAGCAACAUCAGCAGCAGAAACACCAUCAGCCCCAACAACAGUCACAGGCCCACAACCUCAACAUGAUGGGCAACUCAGGAGCGACCAAUGCCGCUGCCACAUCGAUGUACAACUUUCAGCAGCAUCAGCAGCGUCAACACCAAAAGCAUCAGCAGCAAUUGCAACAUCAGUAUCAGGCUAUCUAGACUGCUACGUCUUUUAUCCGCACCGUUUUAACGGAUAUUUCCGCACUUACUAUGUGCGGAAUUUUGGACUUUUAAGCAACGUAGAAAAAACGGCGCAUAUGUUUUCGCAGACAGUUUUCUUGGAGCCGAUGGAGACCCGGGCUCAUCAUCGUCAUUAUCAUUGUGAACACAAUUUUAUUAAUGUGUAUAUUAGAUCGGCUUACACAUUGAAUUUCCUUUAAGGUAAUUAGUGUUAGUCGACUCUGCCAUACCGAACACCCUCGGAUCAAAACAAAAGACCCCCACAUUCAUAUUUUUUGAUAAUCAUGCUUACAUAUCAGCAUUUGGAGCUGGCAUUCGAAUGUUAAACGAAUGAUACAUGAAAUAAGCUAUUUCAUUUACCCACACCUCUCAUCAACAUACUACUCAAGUUACUUUUUGGCUAAGAAAGCUGUUAAUAAUUUCUAAUUUGUACAUGUCUAAUUUUAAGCGUACGAAACCGCGCGGUAAACGGUGAGGAACUGGAAGAGUCUCGACCAAUUUUUCCGCGUAGAGGUUAGGAUUACCAUUUUUGUUAUGUUUUGCGCUAUUACUGAGGAAUUUUAAGUGGUUUCUUUUUAAAUAGCCAAGAACCCAGACACGAGUUAAUAUAUGAUUUGGAUUGUCCGUUAAGCGUUUAUCAGGGAAUUUCAAUUUUUAAGAAGACAUUUUAAAAAUUGUAAAUUCGUUUAACUCAUUUCCCCCCUUUUUGUUACUCAUUGAAUUGUUACAAACCUGAGUUAUAUAUAUUGUUUAGUUUUUGUUUUGGAUUAGUUUUAAGCAUUAUCAUUGUUGAACAUUAGCGCGAUGCCUGAUUGAUUGUUGAACUUUUUUUAAGGAUUUAUCUUUCUUUAGCUUUUUUGGCUGUUCCAGUUUUAGAGCUUUCGGGCAAUAAGUUUAUAAUUUAUGUCUACCAUUAUUUUUCAUGUAUUUUGAGAAAGGAUCUCGCUAGCGCUUAUUUAUCUAGAAUACACACAUGUAUGUAUCAACACAACAUUACAUAUUGUACAUUACAAGGCUUUAUUUAAUUUAAAACUUACUCAUUUUGUACUCCUAACACGAAUAGGGAAGAUAGACUAAAAGUACACCUUAAAACCAAAUUGAUCACGAAAACAAAAUCAUAACACACUCACACGUAUUCACCAACCAAACAAAUAUAUACAAAAUCGCUUUUGAA
Molecule: messenger RNA, 4757 nt
Organism: Drosophila rhopaloa
Lineage: Eukaryota; Metazoa; Arthropoda; Insecta; Diptera; Drosophilidae
Gene: orb
Product: cytoplasmic polyadenylation element-binding protein 1
Exons: 10
Coding region: 884-3562 (892 amino acids)
Biological process (GO): negative regulation of cytoplasmic translation
Cellular component (GO): synapse; neuron projection; nucleus
Molecular function (GO): translation factor activity, RNA binding; mRNA regulatory element binding translation repressor activity; ribosome binding
Source: RefSeq, a predicted model, not a curated record